AUGGCCCUCGUCUCGAAGGUCCUUACCAUUGCCUCAUUGCUCUACCUUGCCAGCGCUGUCUUAUGGAUCCCUGUUGGUCCUGAAGGCAGCCAGUGCGUGGUCGAGGACGAUUGUGGUGCGGGAGGCAUCGGUGCUGCUGGUGAUGACCCGAAUGCUAUUUGCCCCGACAACAAGGAUUGUUUCUCGAGGAUCUCCGAUGCCGUCACCAGCCUCAUGAACGACGAUGGGGGAUCCAACCCGGUGGACCCUGACAGCCUCUGCGCGCAGUCGCUGAAGGUGGUAAUGGCGGACUGUGCGGAAUGCUGGCGCUGCAACAAACCACUUUCCGGCAAUGUACGCCUCCAUGCCCUGCCCGAGGCCCUGCCAGGGACCGCGGCGGGCCCUCCCGUGGUGGUGGCGGCCGCGGCGGUCGCCUCGCUCGCGGCGGCGCUGGCGGGGGCGGUGGCGUGGCGCGGCCGGCGCGCUGCGCCUGCAGUGGCGCGCAGCGCGUUGGUGGCGGAGGGGCAGGGCGAGGACGCGCCGAUGGUGGAGGGCGGCAGCGGGGCAGCGUCGGCCCCCUGA
Prorocentrum cordatum is the source of this 561-nucleotide messenger RNA. NCBI's taxonomy places the organism in Eukaryota, Dinophyceae, Prorocentrales, Prorocentraceae. The record is from the annotation of a GenBank genome assembly.